Lolium perenne is the source of this 420-nucleotide messenger RNA. RefSeq names its product protease inhibitor HPI. The record is from RefSeq and is a predicted model, not a curated record. Gene Ontology annotation, biological process: response to wounding. NCBI's taxonomy places the organism in Eukaryota, Viridiplantae, Streptophyta, Magnoliopsida, Poales, Poaceae. Gene Ontology annotation, molecular function: serine-type endopeptidase inhibitor activity.
AUGACCAAGCCGUCCGUACAUUAUGCAUGUCAGAACGUGCCUGGUGGGUACGGAGCCAGUCAAAGACGGCCGCGUACGUUCCCAUCUCCACCCCGGCCGCAACUUCGUCCUAUAAAUACCAUCUCCGUUCUCCUCGAAAACCAGAAGCAGGAUCAGCAAACUAAAUCACAGGUUUCACCUCCACAUACAUACAGCCAGGUCUUGGAUUUUGCGAAGAUGGGUGAUGCCAAGUCGUCGUGGCCGGAGCUGCUAGGGGCGCCGUCUGACGCAGCGAAGGAGAAGAUCCUUAGUGACCGCCCAGACGUGAGCGUGAUCGUGCUGCCCGUUGGCUCCAUCGUGACCACCGAAUUCAACCCCAAGCGUGUCCGCGUCUUCGUCGACUCCUCCAGUGUUGUCGCGGAGGUUCCCAAAAUUGGCUAG